AUGCCUGAAUUGUUGUGGAAGGCAUACAUUGACUUUGAACUAUCAGAGGGUGAAUCUGAGAGAGCUAGAGAACUUUACAAGAGACUCCUAGACCGAAAAAAAACACCUAAAGGUGUGGAUCAGUAUGCGAAAUUUGAGGCAUCUGCUGUAGUGGAAGCAAUGUGUUCAGAAGACCAGGAUCAGGAGAAGAAGCACAUACCCAAAACCUCAAGAUAUUGGAAGCUGCCUACAUGUGGAAGAAGCGAAAGGUGGUUUAGGAAAUAA
Molecule: messenger RNA, 264 nt
Organism: Prunus armeniaca (apricot)
Lineage: Eukaryota; Viridiplantae; Streptophyta; Magnoliopsida; Rosales; Rosaceae
Source: the annotation of a GenBank genome assembly